Messenger RNA from Nilaparvata lugens (brown planthopper), 925 nucleotides. Its product is annotated as ras-related protein Rap-2b-like. NCBI's taxonomy places the organism in Eukaryota, Metazoa, Arthropoda, Insecta, Hemiptera, Delphacidae. The coding region runs from base 1 to 798 and encodes 265 amino acids. The transcript has 5 exons. Gene Ontology annotation, molecular function: GTP binding; GTPase activity. The record is from RefSeq and is a predicted model, not a curated record.
AUGGCAUCGGAGACGCACCUGGAGGAUGAAGGCGAAUGCCAGGCUGAGACAGGUCCGGGGGCGGGCUCGUGUGGGGUGGGGGGAAUCAAGCACAAGAUAGUAGUGAUGGGGGCUGCCAGGGUGGGGAAAUCAUCCCUCAUACAACAGUUCCUCUACUCCACGUUCACGCCUAAGUACAAGCGAACCGUUGAGGAGAUGCAUCAUGGCGAUUUCACUGUGGCCGGAGUCCACCUAACCCUGGACAUCCUAGAUACAUCUGGCUCGUUCGAAUUCCCCGCUAUGCGAGCACUCUCCAUCUCAUCAGCUGACGCUUUCAUCCUUGUCUACUCAGUGGUGGAUGCGGCGACCUUUGACGAAGCACGGGUGAUCCGCGACCAGAUCAUUGAGACUAAGGGCAACCGGGCUGUGCCCAUUGUGGUCGUGGGGAACAAGCUGGAUUUGGCUGAUGAGAGCCGAGAGGUGUCAUUUGAAACGACAGAGUCGAUAGUCACAGUAGACUGGGAGAACGGCUUUGUAGAGGCGUCAGCUAAGGAUAAUAUCAACGUCACACAGGUGUUCAAAGAACUGCUGACCCAGGCGAAAGUCAAAUACAACCUGAGCCCAGCUUUGAGACGCCGACGCCGUCAAUCUCUGCCGAUGACGCAGGGGGGUCUGGGUGGAGGUGCGAACACCCCCAACCCCGCCAUUCCCUCUGCCGCACAGUUGGCUCACCUGCAACGCAUACAGGAAAAGCAUGCCGCCUCCGGGGGCGGAGCUGUGGGGGCGGGCGGCAAGAGGAAUUCCUGUGUCAUAUCGUAGGGCACACUCUUCAGAAGUUCAAUAUCCUAUUUUAAAGUUUUGAUUCGAGGUAGGAGAUAUAAGAAACAACAAGUUUUGAGGAUUUGAGGCAAGGUAGAGGCAUGCGUCAACCUUACAGCUUUUGGAU